AUGUUUCGUCGUACAUACUCCACUAUCAAAAAAACCGUCGAGGUGGUGUCGCAUACGAACUGUGCGCUCCCGCCGAAUUCCACUGUGUUCAGUGCGAUCCAGCCGACAGGGCGCUUCCACUUGGGGAACUACCUUGGGUCGGUACGCGCGUGGCGCGAGUUGCAAGACAGUGCGCACACAGACACCUCGUUAAUGUUUGCGACAGCAGACUUGCACGCUAUCACGGUGCCGAAGGAUCCGCAUGAGUUGCGCACGUUCCGCGCGCAGGCCAUCGCGUCAAUACUCGCGUCGGGCAUUGACCCCCAGAAGUGCACCGUAUUUCACCAGUCGUCAGUAGCGCAGCAUGCGGAGUUGAGCUGGAUCUUCAUGUGCCAUACGGGCUUGGGCUACCUCAAUCGCAUGACGCAGUGGAAGGCCAAGGCCGGGGCUUCCUCCGAGAGCGCACUCGCGGACGUGAUGAGUACAGCCGGUACGGGCUUGUUCGCAUACCCCGUUUUGCAAGUAGCGGACAUUUUGCUCUACCACGCGACCCAUGUGCCAGUGGGUGACGACCAGGCGCAGCACUUGGAAUUGACUCGCCAUCUCGCGGAGAAGUUCAACCGCGCGUACGGUGACACGUUUCCGAUCCCCAAGACGCUCCUCACGCCUGCGCGCAAGAUCCUUUCGUUAAGAGAUCCGUCGAAGAAGAUGUCCAAGUCUGACAAGGACCAGACCGCAUCGAUAUACUUCAACGAGGAGCCGGAGUCGAUCAGAAUGAAAGUCCAGCGUGCCGUCACAGACUCCAUCCAGGGUGACCUCUACUACGACCAGAUUACUCGUCCGGGGGUCUCUAACAUGAUCGAUAUCAUUUCUGGAAUCACCAGACAGACAACCGAGGAGACCAUUGCCAGUUUGCAGCACAUCCGCAACCAUAAGCAGUUGAAGGACCACAUGGCGGAGGUGGUGAUCGAGGAGUUCCGCGGGCCCAAGAAGUUGUACGAGCAGUUGAUGGCCGACCCUGCAUAUUUAGACGAGGUGUGUAAACAAGGGACUGUCAAGGCGACCGAAAUCGCCGUGAAGAACAUGAACGAUGUUAAAAGAAAGAUCGGGUUUCUUUAG
Babjeviella inositovora NRRL Y-12698 is the source of this 1098-nucleotide messenger RNA. RefSeq names its product tryptophan--tRNA ligase (gene MSW1). The transcript has a single exon. Gene Ontology annotation, biological process: mitochondrial tryptophanyl-tRNA aminoacylation. Gene Ontology annotation, molecular function: ATP binding; tryptophan-tRNA ligase activity. The coding region runs from base 1 to 1098 and encodes 365 amino acids. Gene Ontology annotation, cellular component: mitochondrion; mitochondrial matrix. The record is from RefSeq and is a predicted model, not a curated record. NCBI's taxonomy places the organism in Eukaryota, Fungi, Ascomycota, Pichiomycetes, Serinales.